UACUAUUUUCGGUACCCUCCUAAUCCCCGUUUCCUUUUCCUAAAUCCCCUAUCGGCUAUCGCUAUCCCCAAAUUGGACCGGUACGGAGCGGGACCGAUACCGGUUCGGGUACUCUCCUCCUAGAUCCCUAAUUGUAUCCAAGAGAUUGGAUGUCCAUUUUAUUAGUCAACCCCGCAGCGUUUAGUACGCCAUAAAUUAGCUUUAACCCGACCCGAGACCCAGACGGAAAGUCGCUUCAAAAUUCAUUCAGUAUAAAGAACCCAAUCCUCCAAUUUUGGAAUUUCGCAUAUCUCCCGCCAAAACUUGUCGCUCGAAAUCGCCAUUUGAUUUGAAUUUUGAACAACACAUCUCUUCCAGUCCUAGUUUUCCGAUGUCAGCUUCUUCGGCCAAGAUGGAGGCCCUUUAUAGCAAGCUCUACAGCAAGUACACUAAGCUCAAGAAAGAAAAAGACACGGAUAUGGAGAACCUGAAUAUGGAACAAGAGCUGAAAUUUGUGAAUUACGUGGCUGCUGCCGAACAACUGAUUGAAUUCGUGAGAAGUGAAAAUGACAGACUACGCGAACAAGUCAACGCGUUGAGGAGUGAAAUGGCAUCAAUGAGGGUUGCCAAAGAUGACGAGAAGAUUCAAUACCAAAAGCUUUUGAUGGAAGACAACCUGAAGAUUAAAGAACUUAGUGAUGAAAUUCAGAGACUUCAACAACAUGACCGAGAGGGAUCUGGUUUCCAUGCUAGCACUGAUAAAGGAGAAAGCAGACAAAUUAUUACUGUUGGAGAUUCUCUUCCAGAUGCAUUGGAUGGCUCAACCAUAGCAAACAAGAAACGUCGUAGGCAGUCUUUGCCUAGCAUACAAGACUCUGUUUCACUGUCUCCCAGGGAAGAACUUCCAACUGGACUUGCACAACCUAGUACGAGUUCAUAUAGGUACACUGAGCCUGCUUGCUGUAGAAGAAAUGCUGACAUUUCAGGUGAUGGUGCAGCUGACAUCUCUCCAACCAAGUGCAUCUUCCAAGACGUUUUUCAGUGGCUACUCGGUAUGAAAUUUUCUACUGUGACGGAAAAUGAAGAAUUAUGCAUCUCAGCGCUUCAUGAGUCAAGUGGACUUUCUUUUAGUUUGACGUUGAUAAAGAAUGCAUCUGAAGAACUAGAAUUGGUGUACCGCAUGCUGUCACUGGGGACCUGUGAGAGAGUGGCCCCUGAGUGGAUGAGGGAUACAAUCAUGUUCGGCCCAAAUAUGUGUCCAGUUUUCUUCGAGAGGGUGUCUCGUGUUAUUAAGCACGGUUUCUAACCCCGUUUCUCACGUUUUUCUAACUUAGAACUUCAUGCUGUGUAAUUGUUCUACAUGAUUUCAGUAGAACUAUAGGUUUUAAAUCAAAUCCAUGUUCUUAUAAGGUAUUCCAGAUGGAGACCGCUCCUGUAUUUCAAUUGGUUGAUUAGUAAAGCCCAUUGUGCAGGA
Molecule: messenger RNA, 1453 nt
Organism: Nicotiana tabacum (common tobacco)
Lineage: Eukaryota; Viridiplantae; Streptophyta; Magnoliopsida; Solanales; Solanaceae
Biological process (GO): developmental process involved in reproduction
Source: RefSeq, a predicted model, not a curated record